UAGAACAAUAGCAACAGCAUAUUUGUCUCGAUAGCUGUUCUCCUUACAACAGCACUACUGGCCUUUAUAGUUUAGAACAACAGCAACAGCAUAAUAGUCUCAAGAGUUGUUCUUUUUACAACAGCACUACUAAUUGUAUUGCCAGCAACAGCACUUCAAAGUUGAUGAGAUACGUUUAAAUCUAGUAUUAAAAAGAUCUGAUUCUUAUUAAUGAGUACUGUAAACUCGAAAUUUUCUUGAAAGAAAUAUGCAAAAAAAUCAUCAUUAAGUCAGGAAAAUGUUUUGCAAGAAUUGAUCUGAAGCUGUGAGUUUAACAUUCCGUCCAUUUUAAACAUUAUGUAUUCUUUGAACCCCAGUUAAAAUAUGUUUUGAUCUAUCAUGAGAUGAAUUCAAUGAUAGUUUAGUAUUACAAUAUACAAUAUGCCAUGUCUAUGUAAAUAUUAAAAUUAAGAAAUUUUCUUGCAACUAUAAGUAUACUCAAAUAUGGAUCUCCCACUCCUCCCUCAAGUACAAAGCACAAGUAAUGAGCAUUUAGAAAAUAUAUUUUUUACAAUUUUACAUUUUUUAAAACGCUAAUUUUGAAAAUUUGUACAUACUUGACAACUUUACAUAUUUUUGUUAACUAAAGACUGGUUAUUUCAAGAGACUCCAUUUAUUGAGUGGCAUGUUCGAUUCGAUAACAAUGGAUAUCUCAUUCAUUCUUGAUGAAAUGGUACCGCUGUGAAUCGGAAAUGAGAUGAAAUGGUACCGUUGUGAAUCGGAAAUGACCCUUUUUAAAUGGAUAGUUCCAUGAAAUUACAAGUGAACAGUCUAAUAUAAAGUAGUAAAAUUACGGGUUUGCUAGGGUUUAAAACCCUAUUAAUCCCUAAAUAAAUCCCUGUACUAUACGUGAUAUAUUGCAGAAAAUAAAAUGGAUGUUGAAGGUGCGCUGAAGGAGAAGGAGCUGGGUAACCAGGCCUACAAGAAAAAGGAUUUCCAGACCGCCAUCAAACACUACACCAAAGCAAUCGAGCUGGACAACACAGAGUUGACAUUUCACAACAACCUCGCCGCCGUCUACUUCGAGAUGAAGGAGUACGACAAGACGAUUAAAGAGUGUGAGACUGCUAUUGAAGUAGGAAGAGAGAACCGGGCAGAUUUUAAACUAAUAGCCAAGGCAUAUAACCGGCUCGCGACAGCACACAAGAAACUUGGAGAUCUUCAGGCGGCGAAGGUUGGAUAUGAGAAGGCACUAACUGAACACAGAACACCGGAGUACAGACAGAAUCUGUCCGAGGUUGAAAGUGAGAUUAAGAAGGCUGCUGAGCUGGCGUAUAUCAACCCGGAAUUAGCAGAUCAGGAGAAACAAAAAGGAAACGAGAGCUUCAAGAAAGGACAGUGGGCGGAUGCUGUUAAAUUCUACAGUGAAGCCAUCAAACGAAACCCUAAGGAUUCAAGAAUUUACUCCAACCGCGCUGCCUGUUACACCAAACUCACUGCAUUCGAUCUAGCUCUAAAGGAUUGUGAUAAAAGUAUAGAAUUGGAUCCUGUCUUCGUCAAGGCCUAUCUUAGGAAGGGAAAUGUACUCAAGGCUAUGGGACAAAUCCAGAAGGCAAUGGACGUGUACUCGAAGGCUAUGGAACUGGAUCCAGAUUCGGCAGAGGCUAAGACUGGAUACAAGGAUUGUGCAGUACGCCAGUACAGUACUGGAGGUGGUGACCCUGAGAAGACGAGAGAGAGAGCCAUGAACGACCCUGAAGUUCAGCAGAUUAUGGGGGAUCCAGCGAUGAGAAUGAUUUUAGAACAGAUGCAGAGUGACCCUCAGGCUGUAAGUGAGCAUCUGAAGAAUCCUGAAAUUAUGAAGAAAAUCAUGAAACUGAAGGAUUCAGGGCUCAUCUCCAUGCAGUAUCGUUAAACCCUCGAAACAAUGCGGGGAAAUCCGCGAAACUACAGUUACCGGAUUUUUUGCCUUUAAUUCUCAUUUUUUAUUUGCUUUAAUUAGCGCUGCGAAGUUUCACAUCUUGUCCCUAAGUCAAUAUAAAGGCAGUUUGUGUUGAAAACUAAUAAAGAAAAAAUUGGAAAA
Eurytemora carolleeae is the source of this 2062-nucleotide messenger RNA. RefSeq names its product stress-induced-phosphoprotein 1 (gene Stip1). Bases 911 to 1894 code for a protein of 327 amino acids. NCBI's taxonomy places the organism in Eukaryota, Metazoa, Arthropoda, Copepoda, Calanoida, Temoridae. Gene Ontology annotation, molecular function: Hsp90 protein binding. The transcript is spliced from 12 exons. The record is from RefSeq and is a predicted model, not a curated record.